UUGGCAGCCACCUCCCCGGGGUCCUCACUGAAGUGCAUGUUAGCUGAUAAACAAAACGUCAGAACAGCACAGCUAAAAUCAAGCUUUUUUCCACCUCUCGUGUUCUUUAUGGAACCUAUCUUAACUUUUCAUAGCAGGCGGACAUCAUUAUAUGCAGGCUAGUCUCCUAAAGACAUCACAUUGUCUUGUUUCCGGGACCUUUACACUGUGAAAGCAGUGAAAUUAGCUCAAACUGCUGUUAGCUUGGUUAGCUAGCUGGAUGUGUUGAACAGCAGCCUCUUGUUUUGCUCUCAUUCUUCCAGUGAAGGAGAUGGAUGGUUAUCCCGGGGUCACUGGUGGGGAUUCAACCAAGCAACAGGAAAGACAUUACUACCUGUUGUCAGAGCUGCAAACCUUAGUGAAAGAUUUACCCAGCUCCUUCCAGCAGCGCCUGUCCUACAACACGCUGAGUGACCUGGCUCUGGCGCUCAUAGAUGGGACGGUGUAUGAGAUCGUGCAGGGGCUCCUGGAUAUUCAGCAUCUGACUGAGAAGAAUCUGUACAACCAGAGGCAGAAGCUGCACGGGGAACACCAAGCACUCAAACAAGAGCUUUUACGAAAACACAAAGAUGCUCUGCAGUCCUGCAAGUCUCAUAACCUUGGGCUUCUCAAAUCAAACCAACAAUCAGAAGUAGAGGCUCUGGACAUACGUGUGCGAGAGGAACAAAAAAUGAUGGAUAAGAAGAUCGUAGCUGAAAUGGAUCAGAAAGUGAUAGACCAGCAGAACACCCUGGAGAAGGCGGGAGUCCCUGGGUUUUACAUCACCACUAAUCCUCAGGAGCUGACAAUGCAGAUGAACCUACUUGAACUGAUCCUCAAGCUUCAACAGAAGGAGUCACAAUCUGGAUUAAUAUGAGGAAGAUUACAAAGAAUCCUCAUUGUAGCAUAAAAACCAACGGCAUAUACUCACAAUCCAUUUACUGUGAGAUUCACCGUGUCUCAGUCAACAUGUUACUUACAUUGCUGUUUUUAAGAAGCAGCAAGUUCAGAGAAUGUUGAACACAUGUUUUCCCGAGUGUUAUUGUCAUCACCAUCAUAAGCCGGUUGGAGAAGGCUGAUUCUAAAGUGUUCAAGUAAGAUGUUUAAUGGAUUUGUUUUGCUUCAAAUCCUUUAAAGACACAUUAAAGGACAUGAAGAGAGGACCAGACAUGGCUGUACGUGGAAAUAAGGCUGUGACCUUCCUGAAAUAAGAUUAUUUUUUAAGUGCCUCUUGGUGCCUUUGGAGCAGUCAGUGAUGUUUGAGGUGAAAAGGAAAGUUUAAUUCCUUUUGGUGUGAACAGAGAUCUAAUUUUGAGCAGCAAGUGUGUACGAACAUUAAAUAUGAAGCCGAAAUUUGUACCUGCUCAAAUUUUUUAUUGCGUUUUUGCGAUUCCUAAAGUCGUUUUGGCAGGUUGUGUGAAAACCUGAUGUUUAUUUAAAUCAGCUGCUGUACAUUCGAAAAGUGGACCAGCUGUGACUCACCUCACCUCAAUGUUCAACUCAAAUAUCUAAAAUAGAAAUAGGGGGACAUGUUUCUGUUCCAGUGUUCUGUCUCUGCUCCGAACAGACAGAUAUGGGUUCACGUCAGGUGUUGAGCUAUCCUCUAUAUAACUGCAUUGAUAUUUAGAAUAUGUCUACUGAUUUUCUAUUACACAAAUGUCAGCUUUAAUAAACAAAUGUUUUUGUAGUUUCUUGAAA
Paralichthys olivaceus (Japanese flounder) is the source of this 1716-nucleotide messenger RNA. RefSeq names its product DiGeorge syndrome critical region gene 6 (gene dgcr6). The record is from RefSeq and is a predicted model, not a curated record. NCBI's taxonomy places the organism in Eukaryota, Metazoa, Chordata, Actinopteri, Pleuronectiformes, Paralichthyidae.